AUGGCAUUGGCAUGUUUGCCGGGACACACGGAAUGCGCUUGUUUGCCGCUUUGCGUGGAUUGUCAGACCAGGUAGAAAUUUGGGGUCUCGACAGGAAAAAACAAGAAUUUUGAUGUGGAAUUUGUGAAAUUUUUGAAGAAAAUAGACAAAUGCGCUUUAUUGCGAAUUUGCUUUGGGGUAGAAAUAUUUGAAUUUUGUUUUUUUUUUCGAAAAAUACAAGUUUGCUCUAUUGAGAAUCGGAUUUUCCACGUUUUUCUAGAAAUUUCUAGUCAUUUUUCAAUUGAAAAUCAAAAUGCCGUGAAAUAUCUUUUCUAUUUAAAAAAGUCUGAAAAAUUCAAAUGCGCUCCAUUGAGAAUUUGCUUUGGGGUAGAAAUAUUUGAAUUUCGCUUUUUUUUCGAAAAAUUCAAGGUUGCUCCAUUGAGAAUCGGAGUUUCCACGUUUUUUCUAGGAAAUUCGGUCAUUUUUCAAUUGAAAAUUGAAAUGCCGUGAAAUAUCUUUUUUUCUAGUUAGAAAAGUCUGAAAAGUUCAAAUGCGCUCUAUCGAAAAUCUGAUUUCCACUUUUUUUUUGAGAUUUUAGUUCAAAACUUGAUCAUUUUCCAUCUAAAAAUCAAGCCAGAACAAACAAAAAAAAUAAACAUUCUCUAAAAAAUUAAAAUGCGCUCUGUUGAUAAUCUGACUUCAAUCAGAAAUAUUCAAAUUUUCUCAAAAAAAAACCAAUCUCUAUUGUAUUGUGAGUUUUUGGUUUUCAAACUUUCACAGGGCCAAAGAAACUCUGAAAUAGGGAAAGUGCGCCCCACUGAAAUGUCUUCAUGUUUUCUUAUCAAAAAUCAAGAUGGGUGGUUGUCAAGGAAAUUUGAUAGAGCUUAAACAUGUUUGUUAGUUCACAGGGACUUGAGAAAGUGCGCUCUAUUGAAACAUUUCGGGGUUUUAAAUAAGCUUUGGUUAUGCUUUUUGAAUACAAGGAGAAUUUUCGAAAAAAAAUCGAAAAUUAGCAAGUUCGCCCCAUUGAACUCCCCCGAAUUCUCCAAAAAUUCAAACCCUAUUUUUUUCCAGAGUUGAUGAAUGUAUAAGCGCGCAAAGUUGUCUUGAUGAAAAAAUGAAAUCGAAUUUCGGCAAAAAAGAGAAUGAAUAUUCGAGAAUUGUUAGUAAAUCCAGCAACAAAUUGUUGAAUUCCCUAUGGGAGACCAAAAAAAUUCCGGAAGAUGGGUGGAAUGAACAUCAAUUGGAGCUGUUUUUGACAUGGUUGUCAUCGCAUGAUACGAAUAAUCGGGUGGAUAUGGUGAGGAGACUUCAGAAGUGCAGAUUAGUGAAAAAUAUAGGCUUAAAUUAAAGCUCAAUUUUCAAAAAUUUGCUGAAAAUUAAUUUUUUUUUGAAAAAUCAAAAAUCUAGGCACAAACAGAUCCGAAAUUUGGUCGAAAUUUAAAAAUUUCGCAUUAUUUUUAAAAAUUACUUUAAAAUGAGCAACUCCAUCCCAGAAAUUGCUCAUAUUAACCUACCUUCAAUUUUUUUCUAGAAAUAAUUGUGCUGAAAAUUGCCCGAACUUUAUCAUUUUGAAAAUAAAAUAAAUUUUUUUUUGAAAAAUUAAAAAUCUAGCCACAAGUUUGAAAUUUUUUUUGCAUUAUUUUUGAAACAUACUUUAAAAUGAGCAAUCCAAUCCCAGAAAUUUAAUAUGUAGAUUGCUCAUAUUAAAACUAUAAUCUAGACUAGACUCUAGCUAUCUGGGGGAUAAUUCAGCCAAUUUUUUUUGAAUUUUCACUGAGAAAUUUGAAAAAUUCUACUUGAGCUACAGAAUUUUGAAAAUUUCAAUUUUUCAAGAAAAAAACCUGAAAUUCUGAAGUGCAAAAUUUUCAAAAUUAAAAAAAAAUGCGUGAAGUUUCCCACGUGACCCAUUUUUUCCACAUUUUUAAAAAAUCAAUUUCGAAUAAAAAUUAGUCAUUUCUGAAUUUUCAAAAAUUCAAAUAUGGCUGCUAAAUAUUUUAUUUCGAAAGUCUAAUCUUGAGUACUGUAAGUUGGGGUACUGUAUUUUUGAAUUACAGUAAUCAGAAGACCAACAAGAUUUUCAGCGCAAAAAUCAAUAAUUUUUUGCAGAAUCCAAUUGGUGCUGGUGAACGAGAAGGACGUGUAAUUUCACCAUUGGUCAGGAGGCUGCACUCAAAGUAGGUCAAAUUUUGAUGAGAAAUUGGAAAAUCGUCAAAUUUUUGUUUUUUUCUGCACAUUUCUGCUCAAAAAUCUCAGAUUUUCACCCAAAAAAAUCCUCCGAUCUUAUUCCAGCCUUACCCAUGGAAUCGGCCGAUCUGGAAACCUCACUGAAAUUCAGCCAAAAGCCCUCGGCUCCUCUAUGCUGGCCUGUCUGGCCAAUGAAUUCGCUCUACACGCCGUCCACCUCCUCGGGCUCCAGAAAAUUCGAGCAUGUUUGAUUGUCCCGCUGUGCACCGGAAUGUCGUUGUCGUUGUGUAUGACGUCAUGGAGACGGAAACGACCGCCCACAGCGAAAUAUGUGAUUUGGUUGAGGAUUGAUCAGAAAUCGUCGUUGAAGAGCAUUUUUCAUGCGGGUGAGUUUUGGUUUUGAGUUUGCCACGUGGCAUUUUUUAAAGUUUUUUUUUUGAGUUGUAAAAAAGCGAAUAUAUGCCACGUGGAUUUUUUUUUAGAAAAAUUGAUUUUCAAAUUCAAAAUGUCUUUUGUCACGUGGAUUUUCUUGUUUUUGUGGAGAAAAAUUGAAAAUUGAAAAAUUUGACACCUGGAUUUUUCAUAGAAUUUUUUAUUAAAAAUUUUUGUUUUCGGAAAAAUUCUGUUAUUUUUCUCGCCACGUGGAUUUUUCAUAGAAUUUUUUAUUAAAAAAUUUUCAAAAAUCAAAACUCAGAAUUAUUAUUUUUUUUUGAAAAAUUAAAGUUUUCCGAAAAAUUCGGAUAUUUUUCUUGCCACGUGGAUUUCUAUUUCACAAUUGAGUUUUUGAAAAUUCAGAAUUUAUCGUUUCCUCACCAAACCCUAUUUUCUCCUUUCCAGGUUUUGAGCCAAUAAUUGUGGAGCCAUUGAGAGACCGUGAUGCUCUGGUGACGAAUGUGGAAAGUGUGAAUCGAAUAUUGGAGCAAAGAGCUGAUGAGGUGAGGGUUUUUGGGAGAACUGUGGAGACAAGAUGUAUAAUAUUUUUGAAAUUAAAAAAAAUUCUGGAUUUAUGGGCUUCAGAAAAUAAAACGUUUUUCAAAAAAAAUUAUUUGAAGGGUCCGAAACAGUACAAAUUUUUGUCAAUUUUAUCGAUUACCGAUUUUUUAACUGCGGAUUGUCUAUUUGAUCUAAAACCCUUUAUUUUCUCUAACAAGGGAACCUUUUUUACUCUACACUUCAACCUUUGAUGAAAUUUUGUCCAUAGACAGCUUUUGGGGUCAUAAGAACACCCUAAAAGUUUUAGGUACCCAAUGGACCUCCGAGCCAAGUUCUGGGCUCUCAAAAGCUCAAAAAUUGCUUAAAUUGGCUUAUAAAAGUCAUCAUAGCUCAAUUUUCAAUCAUAAUUUUCUGAAAAAUUUUCGAUUUUAGAAAAAAGAAUGAGCAGAUUUACAUGAUUUUUCAGCCGAAAAAAUGAAAAACUUCAAAAUUUUUUGAAAAAAUGUUUAUUAUUGAUGUACUUUUAGUAAAUCGACUACGCUGGUUUUUUUUUCUUACAAAAAUUAUUUUGAAAUGGUGUUUUGAUGACUUUUAUGAGUCAAUUUUUGAACUUUUGAGAUCCCAGAACUUGGCUCAGAGGUCCAUUGGGUAACUUAAAUUUUUAAAGUGUUCUUAUGACCCCAAAAACUGUCUCUGGACAAAAUUUCAUUAAGGUUUGAAGAGUUGAGUAAAAAAGGUUCCCUUGUGUGAUUUAUGUACGUUUCAAAAUAUUCUAAAAUAUUCACCAAUAAAUGUAAUUUCAAUAAACCGAUCUUCUUAUCCUUCAAAAUUCCCCUAUCAUUUUCUCAGAUUUUGUGCGUCAUGUCCACAACAUCCUGUUUCGCCCCACGAAAUCCGGACAACAUCGAAGCGAUUUCAGCGAUUUGUGCCACUCAUAAGGUUCCACAUUUGGUCAAUAAUGCGUAUGGAUUACAAUCGGAAGAAAUUAUUCGGAGAUUGGAAGCGGUGAGUUUGUCGAGAUUCUUGGAAAAAUCUAGGAUACUCUCGAGAAAAGUUUACUAUGAGCAAUGCUCGAAAAUUCUAUGAGCAUUUCUUAAAAAAUAGUAUGAUAUGAGCUUAAUUGAUUGCUAUUUUUUUAGAAUUGCUCAUAUUAAUUAGAAUUUUCGAGCAUUGAGUAAUUGUAACAAAUGUGUGAUUUGAGCGAUUCUAAAAACAAUAAUUUAAUAUGAGCAAUGCCGAAAGUUUUUGUUAAAUAUUGUAAAAAGCCAACUUGAGUUUUGGUCUUAAAAAUAGCAAGAAUUUGAGCUUUAAAAAAUUAUGCUUAAAUCUUGAAUUUCAGAAAAUCUACUGUAGUUUGAAAUUGCGGUUCUGAAAAUUUUGAAAAAGUAUCAAAUAAGUUCCGAUAACACCCCCAAAACUCCCCUCAAAACUCCCAAUUUUUUGCAGUCAAACGAAUGUGGUCGAAUUGAUGCCAUCGUCCAAUCUCUCGACAAAAAUUUUCAAGUUCCAGUGGGCGGAGCUUUGAUCGCCACGUUCAAGCAAAGCCAGGCUCAACAAAUUGCACAAUGUUAUCCCGGAAGAGCAUCCUCGAUUCCAUCAAGAGAUUUGGUUUUGACAUUAUUACAGCAAGGACAUCGAGCGUUUUUGGAACCGUUUCAGACGCAGAAACAGUGGGUUUUGAGUUUUAUUUUGAUACUGAAUUUCAGGAUUUCUGGAAAAAUUCUCUAAUUUUCCAGAAUGUUUCUGAAAAUGCGCCGAAAAUUGAUUUCGUUUGCCGAAAAUAUUGGAGAAUGUGUCUAUGAUGUUCAGGAGAAUGAGAUUAGUUUGGGUGAGUUUUUUUUGGGGCCUUUAGUUUUGCCACGUGGAAAUUUUCCCUGAAAAAAAUAAUUUUCGAAACAUUUUGCCACUAAUUUUAAAUUUUAAAAAAUUAUCAAAAUAUAUAAAAAUUUUGAAACAGUGAAAUUUUUUCGAAUUUUUUCUCCAGGGAACCUUUUUUGCCACGUGGAACUCGCAAUUUUCGGCCCUAAAAAUUUGAAAAAAAAUUUCACUGUUUCAAAAAAAAAUUUCACUGUUUCAGUAUAUUUUUCAAUGCAUUUUCAAAAUGUUGAUAUGUAGUGUUGCACAAUUAUUUUCUCAAAUAAAAACAGUCUUCAAAAUUGUGCCACGUGGCAAAAACGUGUAUUUUUAACGUCAAAAAAUCCGGAAUUCCACGAUUUUCGAAAAAUUGCACUGUUUCAAAAUUUUAUGAAUUUUUCAUCAUUUUUUUGAUUUUGAUUGCUAAAUUCUGAUGCAAAAAUUUGUCCACGUCGAAAAAGUUUAUAUUUUUUGUACCAAAACACUGUGCAUUUCCACGUGGAAAAUUUCCCUGAAAAAAAUAACAUCAAAAAAUUUCACUGUUUCAAAAAUUCAAUAUAUUUUUCAACAUUUUCAAAAUUUUGAUAUUGUUUUACAUAUAUUUUGUCAAAUAAAAAUUGUCUUCAAAAUUGUGCCACGUGGCAAAAACGUGUAUUUUUAGCGUCAAAAAUUCUGGAUUUCCACGUGGAAAAUUUUUCCUAACAAUAAAAAUAAUUUUAAAAAAUUACACUAUUUCAAAAUUUCCAUAUAUUUUUGAUUGCAAUUUUUCUGUGUUCUCCCAAUUCUGGCCCCAAAAUGCUUCAACGUGGAAAAGGUUUAUACUUUUGUACAAAAAGGUCCCUUUCAAAAUUUUUUCUGAAUUUUUUGAACAUUUUUUUGAUUUUGAUUGCUAAAUUUUGAUGCAAAAAUGUUGAAAAAGUUUAUAUUUUUAGUACCAAAAGACUGUGAAUUUCCACGUGGUAGAUUUUCUCUGAAAAAAUAAUUUUCGAAAAAUUUCACUGUUUCAAAAUUUUUAUGAAUUUUUUGAAAUUCUCAGAAUUUUGAUAUAAUUAAAUUAUAAUUUUAUAAUUAUUUUCUAAAGUCCAAUUUUCAGCCAUGACAUUAUCCACAAUUCCACCCGCCAAACAAACGCUUUUCGGUUCGAUUCUCUUCAAUCGCGGAAUCACCGGAGCCCGCGUUGUCGCCUCAAAUACCGGAAAAAUCACCAUUGAAGGAUGCGAAUUCACCAAUUUCGGAUCGCAUUCUGAAGAACAACAUGGCGGUUAUUUGAAUAUUGCAUGUGGUGUUGGUAGGGAUUUAUUUGGGAAGAAUUUUUGAUGAAUCUGAAAUUUCAGAGAAGAAAAAGUUAUUAUUUUCAUUGAAAAUUUGAAACAGUGAAUUUUCGGUAAAUUUCUAGCCAAAAUUUGGGAAAUUUUGAUGGAUUUGAAGUUUCAGCGAAAAAUUGUAUUCAAAUUUUGUAAGGCAUCUGCCACGUGGUUUUUUUUGGUCCAGAGCUCAAUUUCACAUAUACUGAAUUUACUGAAAAGUUUUAAAAUUUUAUGUAAAAUUUGAAACAGUGAAUUUUUUUAAAUCAAAAUUUUUUUCGAAAAAUAAUUUCAAUGUGAUUUUCUUUGCUCUGAAAAUUGAGAAAAAUUUGCAGAAAAAAUCAUUUAAAUUUUUCCACAUGGUAAAAUUUUGAAAAAAAAAUUCCGAAAAAAAAAUCGCCUGAAAAAUUUACGUUUCAAAUUUUUCAUACGUUUCAAAAGGUUUUUAUUAUUUUUGAUAAGUUUGGUUUUAUUUUCAACAAUAAUUCAUAAAUAAUAAUGUCACGUGGAAAAUUGUAGAAAAAAUUUAGGAUUUUUUUUUGAUGAAUUUUGAGCCGGGAUUUUGCCACGUGGAUUUUCUGGCUCGUUAGAGCUCUGAAAUUUGAAGAAAAUUUGCAGAAAAAAUCAGUUAUUCAAAUUUUUCCACGUGGCAAAAUUUUUUCCCGAAAAAAAUUGCCUGAAAAAUUUACGUUUCAAAUGUUUUAUUAUUUUUGAAAGAUUUUUAUUAUUUUUGAUAUGUUGUUUUUAAAAUUCUCAAACUCAUUUUCUACACCAAACUAAAUUCCAAUCUUUUCCUCCAGGAAUGUCUGAAAAUGAAGUGGAAGAACUAUUUUGUCGACUAUCAUCAACUUAUGCUAAAUUCAUUCGUCAAAUUGCGGCCGAAAAAUCGGGAUCGAAUAGGAUUUCCAGAGCUGACACUUUUGAUAUGGAAAAUGAUUGA
This is a messenger RNA of Caenorhabditis angaria, 7197 nucleotides long. NCBI's taxonomy places the organism in Eukaryota, Metazoa, Nematoda, Chromadorea, Rhabditida, Rhabditidae. The record is from the annotation of a GenBank genome assembly.